Cajanus cajan (pigeon pea) is the source of this 2895-nucleotide messenger RNA. Its product is annotated as G-type lectin S-receptor-like serine/threonine-protein kinase LECRK4. The record is from RefSeq and is a predicted model, not a curated record. Gene Ontology annotation, biological process: protein phosphorylation. Gene Ontology annotation, molecular function: protein serine/threonine kinase activity; ATP binding. Lineage: Eukaryota; Viridiplantae; Streptophyta; Magnoliopsida; Fabales; Fabaceae.
GACCAAACGAAGUAACCAUUUGCCAAGUAUCCUAUCCUAUGUACAUCUCAACAAGUCAUCCUCAUGCAGAAAAGUCUCGCCACUUACUGUUGAGAUAAAGUCAUCCCUGGUGGACACGGCGAGCCUUCUUUUAAGGCAAAGUUAUCAACAAAAUAACUUCACUUUUAAUCAAUCCAUGGCACUGCCACUGACCUUAACCCUCCUUAUACCUACGCUUAUCUAUCUUCACCAUCUUCCCUUAGCUUUUGCUAAUGUUGCUCUCAAUUCCUCACUUUCCACUAAUGACAAGGAUGCGUGGCGUUCACCUUCGGGUGAAUUUGCUUUCGGCUUUCGACAACUCAAUAACGAUACCAAGUUGUUCAUGCUUGCUAUCUGGUACCCCAUGAUACCCGAGGAGACCGUGGUUUGGAGCGCAAAAGCAGGCGAUACACUUGCAACAGCACCAACAGGAUCACGGGUUCAGAUCACAUCACAAGGUCUCUCCCUCACAACUCCCCAAGGGGAUUCCCUGUGGACAUCGAAUUCAGACGUUGUUGUUUCCGAAGGAGCCAUGCUAGACACUGGCAACUUUGUUCUACUCAACGGGAACUCUUUUGAUUAUGUGUGGGAGAGUUUUCAGAAUCCCACAGACACCUUGUUGCCUAACCAAUCUUUGAAGCUAGAUGCCAAUUUAAAUUCUAGACUCACGGACACCAAUUACUCUUCUGGAAGGUUCCAACUUUAUUUUCAGGAUGGUAAUGUCUUGCUCAGCCCCCUUGCGUGGCCUUCUCAACUUCGUUACAACUCUUAUUAUGUCAUUAAUGCCUCUGGCGCUGCUUCAAGUUUUGACUUUGAUACAUCAGGAGAUAUCCAUGUAAAGACACAGAAUGGGACUAGAAUCCAGCCUCAAGGUCCAACAUGGGGUAACAUAACUCUUGACCCUAAGGGGUAUUACUACAGAGCAACGCUUGAUGUCAGUGGAGUUUUCACGCAGUAUUCUCAUCCAAGGAACACUAGUAAUAGUGCCCAACAAGGGUGGACAAUCAUGAGGUACGUUCCUGGCAACAUUUGCAACGCGAUAUUCAAUGAAUAUGGUAGCGGUUCCUGUGGCUAUAAUAGCUACUGCUCCAUGCAAAAUCAAAAUCAGAGGCCCACUUGCAAAUGCCCUUAUGGAUAUUCACUGGUGGAUCCGAGUAAUGAAUUUGGUGGAUGCCAACCCAAUGUCACCCUCGCUUGUGGAGCGGAUGUUCAAAAACCGCCAGAAGAGCUGUAUGAGAUGCAUGAGGCCAGAAAUUUUAAUUUUCCUCUAGGAGAUUAUGAAAAGAUACAACCUUACACAAAAGAGAAAUGCUGGCAAUCUUGCUUGCACGAUUGCAUGUGUGCUAUGGCCAUUUUAGGCGACGAGACAUGUUGGAUGAAGAGAUUGCCCCUUGGUAACGGAAGAGAAGUGCAACAAAAUGAUAGACAUUUUGUCUAUAUCAAAACAAGACUUAGUCGUGACUUACAUAUUGGUGCAGACGGGGAACUCCCCGAUUCAACGAAAGAAUAUCGAUCUAAGCCUAUUCUUUUGGGGUCACUUAUUGGCUCCCUCGUUGUUAACAGUCUUCUCCUGGCUACGGUUGUUUUGUUUAUUCUCUUGAAGCAGAAAAUGAAAAGGGUUGUCCCAGGUGCUUCUACUCUUUUGGAAACAAACUUACAUUGGUUUAGUUAUGAAGCAUUGAAAGAGGCCACAUGGGGUUUUAGUGAAGAACUAGGGAGGGGUUCCUGUGCCAUUGUUUACAAAGGCAAACUAAAAGCACCUUCUUGUAACGUGGUUGCCGUCAAGAGAUUGGACAGAUUGGCACAAGAACGAGAGAAAGAAUUUAGAACUGAAUUGAGUUCCAUCGGUAAAACCAGCCACAAAAAUCUUGUCAGAUUGAUUGGGUUUUGUGACGAGGGAAUGAAUAGAAUUUUGGUCUACGAGUUUAUGAGCAAUGGUACUCUUGCCGACGUCCUAUUUGGACAGUCCAAACCCGUAUGGAAUCUAAGGGUUCGAUUUGCUUUGGGGAUUGCAAGAGGGUUGGUGUACUUACACGAAGAGUGUGACACUCCCAUCAUUCAUUGUGAUAUAAAGCCUCAAAAUAUACUCAUAGAUGAACAUUUCAAUGCAAAGAUAUCGGACUUUGGGUUGUCCAAGUUGUUGUUGUCUGACCAAAGUAGAACCAAUACCAUGAUCCGAGGAACUCGAGGAUAUGUGGCUCCUGAAUGGUUCAAGAAUGUUGCUGUGACCGUUAAAGUGGAUGUUUACAGCUUUGGGGUAAUGUUGUUGGAAAUUAUAUGCUGCAGAAGAAGUGUGUUGAAGAUGGAGACUGAGGAGGAAGAGAAUGCAAUACUGACAGAUUGGGCUUAUGAUUGCUAUUUGGAAGGCAGAAUAGAUGCUAUGGUGGAGGACGAUGAUGAGGCCUUGUGUGACAAUGGAAGGUUACAAAAGUGGGUGAAAAUAGCAAUAUGUUGCAUUAAUGAGCAACCAGAAUUGAGGCCAACAAUGGGGAUGGUUAUGCAAAUGCUAGAAGGCUUUGUUGAAGUUCCCAACCCAUGACCCCCUUUUUCCAUGCAAUCAAUAUCAUAAUUUCCAUCCAAGGUUGGUUCUAUUUCUAUGCAUCAAUUCCUACUCCUGUAUGAUUUUUAUACGAUAUGCUCUGUUAUUUUCCAUUCUGUCUUGUUUUUGUAUUUCUGCAUAAUGGUUACUUGGUUAAGCCUUUUAUUCAAAUAAGAUUAUUGUAGCUGUUACAGCAUAUGAAAGUUAGUUGUUUACUUUUAAGUUUAUUACUUAUGUUAAUAGUUUAUUGUGUCAGUUAGUCUUAGCAACUUGUACGUAAGUGACUGUGACUCAAUGUAUUAAACAUAAUAAUAGUAACAGUUUUUUCUUCCGGUUUA